AUGGGCAUCGGCAGAUCCUACCAACACAUUCUCAUGAUUGCAGCAGUAUGGGCUGUACUGUUUUUCAUAGCGUAUUUAGGCCUUGUCCUCAACCAAGACGAUGUGAACUUCAUAAAAAUGCCCUUUACACGCAGCACAGUUCGACCCCGGUCCGCAGUUCGACCCCGGUACGUCUUUGUCGAUCUCGGAGCCAACCGCGCCGACUCGCUCGAUAUUUUUCUGCAGAGGAGGGAAGCCAAGUUCCAGUACGAAUUCCCUCGACCCGAGUGGGCUCGCCACGACGAGGCUGAUAUCUACCUUUUCGAGGGCAACCCAGGAUUCAACGAGGCACUUGUCGAGGCCAAGCAGCGAUGUCUGCUGGAAGGAAUCAACGUCAACAUCUUCCCCUCUACUAUUGUGGACGUCAGGGACGGAACGCGCACCUUCUUCUUGGAUACGGUCAACCACGACCAUGACUACUGGGGGUCAUCCACGUACGCUCAUCACCAGGAUGCCUUGAAAUCUGGAUCCAACGGAACCGAGUUGACUGCCGUUGAUAUCUCGAGGUGGCUGUUGAUGAACACGCUGCCCCACGACUUCGUUGUGGUCAAGAUGGAUAUCGAGGGCAGCGAAUACGACGUCAUUCCGCACAUGGCGGACAUGGGCGCGUCGAGUGUCAUCGACUACCUCUUUGUUGAGUGGCAUUACACGCUGCCCGAGCAGGACGCAAUCCAGAGGGCGCAGGUAGCGGCCGACACGUUGGUUGCCAACGGAGUAAACAUGCCUCAUUACGAUUCUCCCUCUUGA
Messenger RNA from Metarhizium album ARSEF 1941, 786 nucleotides. RefSeq lists its product as uncharacterized. The record is from RefSeq and is a predicted model, not a curated record. NCBI's taxonomy places the organism in Eukaryota, Fungi, Ascomycota, Sordariomycetes, Hypocreales, Clavicipitaceae. Bases 1 to 786 code for a protein of 261 amino acids. The transcript is spliced from 2 exons.